GAAUCCUACUGAAAACAAAACCCACAUAAAACAAAGAUAAUGGUUACUGUGUUAGAAUUCAAACAAAUAUCCAGAACACAAAAGACGGAUUCGGGCGGUAGCAUUUAUAAGAAGACUCCUUAUGGAAAUAUUCCUAAUGGCGUCACCGAGUUAGGAAAUUUUUAAAUUUCUCAUAAAUCUCCCACUGAUUGAAGUAAAUUAUGCCAGUCCACGAUAUAGAUGUCACUUUUGUGACCCGAACUGACCCUAAUGGGGUCCCUGCUGCCGUACGAUAAAUAGAAUAUGAAGUGUCACAAAUGAUUGAUGUUACGGUCCCAGCAAUAUAUAGAGUAAUAUUUAAUAUUUAUGCUAUAUUUCUGCGUGCGUACAGUAUAUAUGAACAUUUGCUUUUUUUAAUGGAAUAUAUUUACAUUUAUUUUAUUUGUAUUUAUUUGUUGCUCAGUCUCCUUAAAAAUCCCCUAAAAUAACCCGAAUAAAAAUAAGACUGGUACGGAGCUCUUUAAUAAAAACGUAUCAAUUUUAUAGGGCAUAAAAACUUAGUAACCUUCAGACCACAAAAACAAUAAUAUAAUUAGCCUCCUUUGAAUGCGUGUCUAUAACAGAAAAAUCUUCGUUUUAUCAAUAUGCAAUCACCAAAGACUUGAUAAAUGACUGACCACCACUUGCUACCCACAAAGGAACCCAUUUUUGUGAACUGACGACCAUCUAUUAUUUACCACAAAUUAAUGCCACCGCUGCCGACCGUGCUUUACCCUUAAGGGCAAUGCAGACAAUUUACGACUUGAUUAUUACGUCGUUAUUAACUUGCAAAAGCUAUAAGAGAUGAAUUUUGGCGGGAGUGGGCCGCUUGCUACACAUGACGUGCAAUAAGGUAAGUCAAUAGGCAAACUCUUGUAUCCAGUUUUAGUAAAACGUUCGAAGUCCUGUAGAUGUACACCUUAACGGGAAUCUCUUUUGUUUUUAGGACUGUAUCGAAAUAAAAACAGACAUUUCAAUGAUUUUUUUCGCGUGUACUAGAAGCGUUACUUCUGACGAUCAUGUUUGUUUAAUAUAAUCAUCAUCCACCACGAUUACAGCCUUAAACUUAAUUUUAGGACUUAAACUUAAUUUUAAAUAUUUUUUUUAUCUUUUUUUCUUAAAAUUAGACCAUGCAUAAUCACCAUAUUAGGUAACUGUGCGUCAAGCAAUAUUGGUAAACGUAAACUUAGGUAAAGUGUCGCUCAAAUAAGCUACAUAUGAAAAGUUCUAAUAGAAUUAAGUUUCGGGCUAAUAGGAGGUCCCAUAUAUGCAAGGAAUCAAAGCGAGCACAAAAAUUGGGUGAGUUAAUAAGUUGGUAUGUCAAACUGUUAGAGCUUAUUUGGACGGCUCAACUAGACAUUGAUAUUUUCUCUUCUAAAAUGGCCGUAAAGUUUUAUAACCAAAACGCUUUUUGAGACGAUUUGAUUAAAGUUCGAGCCUUUAAAUUUAAAAUUUAUUGAAGAUCUUAGGAUAUGCCUUCCUCUGGCUUUUGGUAGCGAUAUGGAAACUUGCAUUAACGUAGCUUGUCUAUUUCAGACCAAAAAAAAAGAUUCUUUAGAUCUCCGAGGUUUUUCUAGCCCGGAAAAUUGGAUCAUAGCUGAUUUUCGCUAAAAAUUUGGGAUACAACGGAAUAAUGUCCGCUACGACGAGUUUCUUGUCUGGUUGCGGAAGCAGCUAUACUUUUGCCUGGUAUCCGGAGUAGUAGACGCGCGAAUUCCCUUUACGACAAGUAGUCCGCCAAGAUGAGUGGCGACAAAAAGGAUGACAGCAAGAAAUCGUUGGAUGAGCUAUGGACGGAAGUCCGAAAGAACUCAUCUGAUUUUACGGCUUGGACGGCUCUCCUGGCCCACGUCGAACAGAAUGUUCUUCUUGUUGGAAUUGAUUCUGUUCGCGAAGCAUUCACAGCGUUCUUUGCCCGUUAUCCAUAUUGUUAUGGCUACUGGAAGAAGUUAGCUGAUCUCGAAAAAAAGAAUGUUCAGGACGGAGAAGAAAUUGCUCUUGAGCGCUGCAGGGAAACCUUCGAUAAAGGUUUAGAGGCCAUUCCACUUUCCGUAGAUCUUUGGCUUCAGUACGUAAGUUUCAUGAAACAACGGGCGAAAGAACGUGGUGCUGAAGGUGACGUUGAACUGCGUGCUCUCUAUGAACGUGCGGCCGAUACGUGCGGGUUGGAGUUUCGGUCUGACCGUUUGUGGGAUUCGUGGAUUGCAUGGGAAACGGAACAAAAGCAGCUGGUUAAUGUGACUGCGAUUUACGACCGACUCAUUCGCACACCUACGCAGCUCUACCAGCACCAUCAUGACAAGCUCCAAGGCUUGUUAGAGAAGUAUCCUCCGCAUGAGACACUUUCCGAGGUAGAGGUAGAAGAGCUCCGUGCAGUCUACGACCAAAAAAAGGGCGAAGGAGCUAUCGUUGAGGAGGAGGCUUCAUUCAUCAAAAAAGAGGCAAUGCAACGGCGUAAGGAGAUUUUCAAAAAAACGGAAGAAGCCGUACGAACACGCUGGACUUUCGAGGAAGGGAUUAAACGCCCCUACUUCCACGUCAAACCGCUGGAAAAAUCUCAAAUAAAGAACUGGAAGGAUUACCUCGACCUUGAGAUUGAAAUGGGCGAUCCCCAAAGGAUCCGACUGUUAUUCGAGAGAUGCCUUAUUGCUUGCGCGCUCUACGAAGACAUGUGGAUGAAGUAUAUCAGUUGGGCACAAAGCGUUGGCGACAGUGCGGAGUCGGUGCUGGCGCUGUUCAGGCGUGCCUGCGAAACGCAUUUACCAAAAAAGGCCACUGUCAAUCUUGCAUGGCUAGCUUUCGUCGAAAAAAGUGAGCGUGAAGGCUCAUUGCCGGCAGGAUCCACCGAAGCGUUAUUAGGGCCAAUGGAAGAGAGACUUUGUGGGGGCUCACCGGGUGUCACUGGAUGCGUUGUGUUUGCAAUGCGCCGUUUACAUAUACUUCGAAGGCUGGGACGACUUGAUGAAGUUGACGCACUUUUCACAAGUUUGGCCGAAGCAUCGAAAUCAGCAGGGCCGAAGAUGGUGAACCAUUUCGUCGUAAAACAUGCUCGUUUCCUGGUGGGAGAACGAGGAGAUACAGCCGGCGCCUUGACCUUACUUCGUGAAGCAAUUAAAAGAGAACCAGACAAUGUGCGAACCUACCUCACAAUGAUCGAAUUGGCGAUGCAGAGCGGAGAUCAAGCUUUAGCUGAGGAAGCGUUCGAUAGUGCCCUGAAAGCGCCAGAGGUACCCCAAGCCCGUAAGCUUGAAAUGCUACAGCGAAAGUUCGAAUUUUUCGAGGAAAUGACUUUUGAGGUAGCGAAAGCACAGGCCGCCCUUGAGGAAUACACCAAGAUGCUUAAGGUUGUAGAGAAGGAUCGUGAGAAAAAACGUCCAGGCGAAGAAAAUAGUGGAGCAACUUCUUCCGUUGGGACUUCCGAUUCGAAGCGACAACGCUCAGAUGGUUAUCAAAGCUCUAAUAAUAACUCAAGCGCAGGAUAUUAUGGAAACAACAGCGCCCGAAGCAACGGAAGCGGUUAUGGACUUAUGCAGCAAGCUCAACAACAUGCAGCAUGGGGCGGACAACAGGGAUAUGGCCAAGCAUACGGAGGCGGUCAAGCGGCGUGGAAUGGUCAACAGCAGCAACAGCAGGCACAACAAAGCGCCUACGGUUAUAACUAUUAAAACAAACUAUAGGUAUCGAAUUGUUCAAUAACGGUUAGGGUUACAAUUCAAACGCAGCAUCGAAACAGUCGGAUGAACGAUGAUUGUGAAUAACUGAUGACGGUCAAAGAAAAGAUGAUCGACAGUAUCUAUGUGUACAAACAGUUACCCUAUAACACACUCAAGCGCAUUGUACACCGUAUCGGGGGAAAUCUUUACGAAGAUAACAUGAAGCCAUCGGCGUAACGUAUUAAGUAUGAGUAGUUGAUGAUUGUAUAAGAUGAACGAUUUGGACAUGUGUGAGGAGACACAGAGCUUGUUUCCAAAUACUUAGAGGAUAAAUUAUGCAAAAGAUUACACGUCCUACAUAUGAUUCACCAGCUAAAACAAAGUGCGUCAAAGUGAGGUGUGUUGCCUGUUAUUCGAAAAAUGAAGCUAAUUUUACUACUACAAGAAAUUAAAGGGAAACAAUUUAUUAUUAGACGGAUAAGUGACAAAGAUACGCCGCAUACGUCCUUCUUUUUCACAAGACAAGCGAUUAGUAACUGGUCUUUGUAUUUAGUGAAAAACUUUAGAUAGUUACUCAAGAUAACUGAAAAUGUUUGCUGACGUUAGUAAACAGCCUACAACAUAUAAUUUGUAUAAUUCAUCCCAUUUAAAUUUAAUUUUGUGUAAAGCAACAAUGUCACCUAUAAGGAUCAACGACACACUUGAAAAUGCUUGCUUUAGGCUUGUUGACUACUCAUCGGUCAGUACAGAUCUACACAGAAAAUUGUUCCGCUUGUUCAUCGAAGUAGGUCGUGCGUAACACAUAGGUGCUGCCGUCUGGAAUUUCAGGUGCGGUGAUUUAUAACAAAUUAUUUUUCUUAAUGAUGUGAACUGCAGAAAAGAAGCGUCACAAAAAACGAAUAGCAAUUCGAUCGGGGAAAAACCUCACGAUUUCACUCCAACACUAAACAUCCGCACAUCAUUCAGCUUUUAUUAAAUAUACAGCGAAGAAGAUAAUAUAG
Messenger RNA from Varroa destructor (honeybee mite), 4672 nucleotides. RefSeq names its product pre-mRNA processing factor 39 (gene Prp39). The record is from RefSeq and is a predicted model, not a curated record. Gene Ontology annotation, cellular component: U1 snRNP; commitment complex; U2-type prespliceosome. NCBI's taxonomy places the organism in Eukaryota, Metazoa, Arthropoda, Arachnida, Mesostigmata, Varroidae. Gene Ontology annotation, biological process: mRNA 5'-splice site recognition; RNA processing. Gene Ontology annotation, molecular function: pre-mRNA 5'-splice site binding; protein binding.